GGGCUCAAGAAAUAUCCAUCAGCUCCAUUCAGUCUCAGUCGCUUCCCUCAUUUCACAAUGUCACAUCGUGUUUGGUGCUACCUGUCUCUGUGGCUGGUCCUGUCUCUGCUCACUAUUCGAGCCCGUGCAGAGUUCUACUCGUCUGUGGACAGCAUGCAGGACCUGGGCCAACUGGAGUUGGAGCUGCUGAAUGCCACGCGUUCCUAUCUGAAGGCCCAGCAGCAACAGAUCAAUUUAUUCCGCAAAUUUGUAGAGCAGCUGAAGCAGGAACAUGACAUGGCCAUGGAUCUGACAAAUCUCGAUGACUAUCUGGGGCAUCCACUGCACGCCUUCAGGCUGAUUAAGCGACUGGUCUACGAUUGGGAUGCCUUGCACGCUCCGUUGGUGGAAAACAAACCAAGAGAAGACUAUCGCCAGGUGGUCGAUAACCUGUCCAAAGAAGUGGGCUUUCCCGAUCUGUCGGAGCUCCAGGGUGCCGUCAAGGGCGUGGCUCGACUACAGAGGGUCUACAAUUUCACCGCUUCGGACCUGGCGGAUGGCAUCAUCAACGGCUACUUCUACGACUCCGCAAUGGAUUGGCGAGAGUGCUACGAGAUUGGGGUACAACUCUUCGAUUUAGGAGAAAAUCAGCGCUCUCUGGAGUGGCUCCAAGUGGCGUUCAACCUUCUCCGGAGCAAUCCAGAGACGGAUGAAGACGAUAAUUCCCAGUUCAUGGCUGACAUCAGGGAAUAUGCGGCCUUGGCAAACUUUGAGCUGGGAAAUCCCAAGCGAGCUGGCAGACUUCUAGAGAAGGUGCUGCAGGCCGAACCCACCCAUCCCGCACAGCACAUACGAAAUUAUUUGGACCACAGGGAAGGGUCACGGAUUGACCAGCAGAAGCGAGAUCCCUCAUGGUUCGCCAACUACACGAGGCUUUGUCAGGGCAAAACAUUGCCCGAGAAGGGAGACGGAAGUCCACUACGAUGCUUCCUCGAUGGCAAGAGACACGCGUACUUUACGCUCGCUCCCCUCCAGGUGGAGCAGGUGCAUCUGGAGCCCGACAUCAACGUGUAUCACGGAAUGCUGACCCUCGAUCAAAUCGAUUCCGUCUUCGUGGAGGCGGACAAGCUGCAAAUGACACGCUCCGGGGUGGCUGGAGCCGGCGGCACGCGAACCGUCCUUGACCUUCGAGUCAGCCAGCAGACGUGGCUCGACUACGCGAGUCCCAUAAUGAAAUCCAUCGCUCGCCUGGUGGCAUACAUCUCCGGAUUCGACAUGGCCGGCGCCGAGCCCAUGCAGGUGGCCAACUACGGCGUGGGCGGACAGUACGAGCCCCACCCGGACUACUUUGAGGUCAACCUACCGACUGAUUUCCAAGGAGAUCGCAUCUCCACCAGCAUGUUCUAUCUCUCUGAUGUGGAGCAGGGCGGCUACACGGUCUUCACCAAGCUGAAUGUCUUUCUGCCACCCAUCAAGGGUGCCCUGGUCAUGUGGCACAAUCUGCAUCGCUCACUGGACGUGGAUCCGCGCACCUACCAUGCCGGCUGCCCAGUGAUUGUGGGCUCCAAGCGCAUUGGAAACAUUUGGAUGCACUCGGGCCAUCAGGAGUUCCGCAGGCCAUGCAACCUCACUUCCGAUAGCUUCAAGUCCGCGGCAUAUCGGGAAUCUUAAUA
Messenger RNA from Drosophila subobscura, 1652 nucleotides. Its product is annotated as prolyl 4-hydroxylase subunit alpha-1. The coding region runs from base 58 to 1650 and encodes 530 amino acids. The transcript has 5 exons. Gene Ontology annotation, cellular component: endoplasmic reticulum. Lineage: Eukaryota; Metazoa; Arthropoda; Insecta; Diptera; Drosophilidae. Gene Ontology annotation, molecular function: L-ascorbic acid binding; iron ion binding; protein binding. Gene Ontology annotation, biological process: peptidyl-proline hydroxylation to 4-hydroxy-L-proline. The record is from RefSeq and is a predicted model, not a curated record.